CCCGCAGAGCAGCAGCGGCAGCGGCAGCAGCGGCGCGUCCAGCCAUGGCGAAGGCGGCGGCGGCGGACGACGACUACAACUUCGUCUUCAAAGUGGUUCUGAUCGGCGAAUCUGGAGUGGGGAAAACCAACCUGCUCUCGCGCUUCACCCGCAACGAGUUCAACCACGACAGCCGCACCACGAUUGGGGUGGAAUUCUCCACGCGCACCAUCCUGGUGGGAGACGCCCUGGUGAAAGCUCAGAUCUGGGACACGGCCGGGCUGGAGCGCUACCGGGCCAUCACAUCGGCAUACUAUCGUGGGGCGGUGGGAGCCCUCUUAGUGUUCGACAUCACCAAGCAUCAGACGUACGAUGUGGUGGAGCGCUGGCUGAAGGAGCUGUAUGACCACGCAGAGGCCACCAUCGUCGUGAUGCUGGUGGGCAACAAGACAGAUCUGGCCCAGGCCCGAGAGGUGCCCACGGAAGAGGCCAAGAUGUAUGCAGAAAACAACGGGCUGCUCUUUGUGGAGACCUCCGCCUUGGACUCCACCAAUGUGGAACUGGCAUUCGAAACCAUUUUGAGAGAUAUUUUCAACAAAGAGCAGAAGAAGAAACAGAGGAGCCCUCUGGACAACAAGAUCUCGCUCUCCACCGAAAAUAGCGACGUGGCAUCUACCUCGGCGGCCGCUGAGGGGAAGAAGUCCUGCUGCAUGAACCUCUGAGGGGGCCAGUGGAUGGGAGUCACCGGCCGGCUUCAUGCACUGCAUGAAGCCAAGAAGAGAGUUUAAUCCUGGUUUGCCCAAUGAGCCAGUGGCUGGGUUCACAUUAAGCCAACAUUAAGCCAGGAUAGGCUAAAAGCCUGUUGUACUACUGCAGUUUAGCCAUAGGUGGACUUCAGAAUUUCUUGACCUGGUUUGCCUACGUCACCUCUGGGAACUUGGUCUGGUGUUGGAGCAACAUAGGAAAUCGUUCCAAAGCUGGUUCUGGAUUGGAUCCAGAUUCACCCACAUGUAGAACAGACUCACUGAAGCCAAGGGGCCAAUUCUAAGCCCAGAUAUCUGGCUGUGCCUGUGAAACAAACACUUUCCUCCCUCCCUCCCUCCUGCCGGUCCUUCCAGCCACUGAUGCCACGGAGGACUCACCAGUUAGGGCCUUUCGCUCCCUGGCAGCAUUAAGGGCAGAACCUGGGCUGGAAGAGGAGCCGAUGGGAAGGGGCUUCCUAUCUGAUCUUAACCACGAUUCCUCAUAGAUUAUAACCCUACCUGAACCUCUAUGUAUAGUCAUUCCGAUGGUGCUUAAAAGUGUUUGCUGACCUGGGUUGGCGCGGGGGCUUUUUCUGCAGAUGCCCUGGACACACACAAACACACACACACACACACACACUUGGCUACUUGGUGCUGCAGCAGGAACCCCCCUCCUCUCUUCUGGUCCUCAGCACUCCACACCCAUUUCCUUCUCACCAGUUGAAAGAGUGAAA
Messenger RNA from Pseudonaja textilis, 1456 nucleotides. It is a transcript of the gene RAB25, whose product is annotated as RAB25, member RAS oncogene family. Lineage: Eukaryota; Metazoa; Chordata; Lepidosauria; Squamata; Elapidae. Gene Ontology annotation, molecular function: GTPase activity; GTP binding. The record is from RefSeq and is a predicted model, not a curated record.